Molecule: messenger RNA, 4257 nt
Organism: Motacilla alba alba
Lineage: Eukaryota; Metazoa; Chordata; Aves; Passeriformes; Motacillidae
Gene: TANGO6
Product: transport and golgi organization 6 homolog
Exons: 17
Coding region: 9-3164 (1051 amino acids)
Biological process (GO): protein secretion
Source: RefSeq, a predicted model, not a curated record
CGCGCAGCAUGGCGGCGCCCGGCGGCGGCGCUCCCGACAUGGCGGCCGGCGCGCGGCCGGGCCCGGAGCCCGCCCGUGUGGUGGAGGCGCUGGAGCUGCUGCUGGGGCCGCCGCCCCGCGAUGGCGACAGCGCUGCCGAGCCCGGCCCGGAGCCCGCCCUGUGCCCGGAGACGCUGCGCAGGAACGCGGCGGCGCUGGAGGAGCGGCUGCGGCGGGCGGCGGGCUGGGCCGCGCUGCGCGAGCUCCGGGCGGCCGUGCUGUCCCGGGCGCCCGCGCUGGCGGCCGGGGCGGCGGGCGCGGAGCCGGGCUGGGCGGCGGCCUGCGGGCUGCUGGCGCUGCUGCUGUGCCUCAAGGAGCGCCUGGCCGCGCUCGCCGCCGCCCCCGCCGCCCCCGCCGCUCCCGGGGCUGGGCCGCCGCCGCCCGGCGCCGACACGCUGAGCGUGGGGCAGGAGCGGGCGGUGCGGCGGGCGCUGCGGGCCGCCGUGGGGCUGGGGCUGCUGCCGCACCUGCCGCCGGGGCUCGGGCCGGGGCCGGGGCUGGGGCCGCCGCCCGGCACCCGCGGGGCCCGGCUGUUCGCCGCCGUGGCCGCGCUGGUGGAGCUGGCCCGGCUGCCGGCGCUGGGCGCCCCGCUGCUCGCCCGGCACCUCCGCCUGCUCCUGUGCGGGCUCUGCGGGCUGGGACACGGCCCCGCCGCCCUCUGCCAGGGUGUUUCGGAAGCGGAGCGAGCGCAGUGCCGGGAAGCCCUGAGGGACAUCCUGGACCGUGUUUACCAGCCGCUGGCGGUGCAGGAGCUGCUCGUCCUGCAGGGACAGCCCAAGCAGAGGUGUCGGGGUGCCGGGGCAGCUCCGGCCUGGCUGCGGCGGCUCUGCGGGCGCCUGCUCUCCGAGAGGCUGCUGAGGCCCGGCGGGGUGCACGCCGUGGUUCGGGGUGUCCUGGAGGGCACAGACGGUGGUGCUGGUGCUGAAGCAGCAGCUCUGGACUGGAAGAAAUGUGAUGCAGUUGGGAAGAUCCUGGCUGCCUGUCCCCAGCAGUGCCUGUCCCUUGAGGACUACUACAGACAGGUGUGCCCCCAGAUCCUGGACUUGCUGCACAUCCAGGACAAAGUGGCGGCGCGGCAGUUCCAGCGUGUGGCCACCACCACGCUGCUCAGCAUGGCCAGGGAGCAGCCACAGCUGGCAGAGAGGCACCUGCUCCAGCCCCUGCUGGCACCGCUGCGCCGCUGCUCCGAGGCCACAGAGCUGGCACUGGAGGAUUUGACAGCAGGGGCCGUGCUGGUGCCAGAGGCAGAGCUGGGCAGCUGUGUGGAAGAUGUGCUCAAGGUGUAUGUGGUUGGGAAUGACAGCUCGAGCCUGCUGCUGGGAUCCUUGCAGUCAGUCCUGGGAGUGGUGUUUUCCCUCUAUUCCUUCGCCAAGCAGAAUGUGUCAUACUUACGCUCCCCGUGCCAGGACAUCCUGCUGUGGUUCCUGGAGAAGGCAGAGCGGGAGCAGUCCCUGGCUGUGCUGGAAGGGCUGGCUGGGCUGAGCAGCCACGUGCCCACCCUACACCCACAGUGCCAGCUCCGUGUGGGCAGCGAGGGCGGUGCUGCCAUCGUCGUGGAGGAAACCAUCAGCGAUGAAGAUGAGGCCCUGUACCAGAAGAUCUCCUUGGAGCAGUGCCAUGUGGAGAGCUUGGUGGAGCUCCUGUCCCACUGCCAGAAGAGUGGUCUGGCUGGAGACUUCUUCAUCCACUGCCUGAAGGAGCUGACUCAGGUGGCUGCGGAGGACGAGGCGGCUCCAGAGCCAGCUGUGCAGCCUGGAGGGAGCUUGCUGCAGCUGGAGCAGUACCAGGCCAGGCAGGGGAGGAAGCUGCUGGUCCUGCAGCUGGUGGCCGCGCUGUGCGAGGGCGUCUCCGACACCGUGUUCACUGACAUCGUGCAGGUGCAGGAGUUCCUGGCGGCCGUGCUGCAGCGGGCGUGUGCCCACCCUGCGCAGGGCCCCGGCGCGGCGGCCGAGGCGCAGACCCUCGCCAUGGCCAUGGGGCUCGCGGCCGCCGUGCUCGGCGGGGCCGUCCAGCUGAAAUCCAGCGAUUUCGCGGUGCUGAAGCGGCUGGUGCCGCUGCUGGAGGAGCUGUCCCGCACCUACCCCGAGCCCCUCACCCAGGAGCUGGCCUCGGACCUGCGCAUCGCCAUCCUCACCCACGGCGCCUGCUCCCCCGGCACGCUGGGCAGGAAGGCUGGCACGGGCACGGCAGCACAGAGCCCUGCUGGCACAGCCCCCAGCCCCCCAGCACCGCACAGACGCGGCAGCCCCCCGGCUCCCCGGGAGAGGAGCGAGGAGCAGAGCACGUGCCCCGAGCCCGGUGCCUCUCCAGCCCCACGUGCCGACAGCCCGGCCCUGGGCGGGCUGCAGGAGCUGCUGGUGUCAGCCUACGACCCCCAGCCCCCCGGCCGGGCAGCUGCCCUGCGCCGCCUCGCCAGCCUGGUCACCCAGCGGGAUCCAGAGGCAAUUCGGCUGCAGGAGAAGCUGCUGCAGGUGUUCCUGGAGAAUGUGCAGCACGAGGACGCCUUUGUCUACCUCUCGGCCAUCCAAGGCGUUGCCCUGCUCUCCAGUGAGUAUCCAGAGCGGAUUCUGCCCGUCCUGCUGGCACGGUACGAGUGCCCAGCACAGGGCAAAGAGGACACCGUGGCCGCUGUCACCAGGAUGAAGCUGGGCGAGGUGCUGAUGCGUGUCACCCGGGCGCUGGGGGACAUGGUGUUCCAGCACCGGGAGCCGCUGAUCCGCGCCUUCCUGCGGGGUGCCCGGGACCCCGACAGUGCCCUGCGGGCCAGCAGCCUCUCCAACCUGGGCGAGCUCUGCCAGCACCUCGGCUUCCAGCUGGGCUCCAUCAUCCAGGAGGUCACCUGCUGUGUGACGGCCAUAGCCCGGACAGACCCCGAGGCUGAAGUGCGAAGAGCUGCCGUGCACGUGGUGGUGCUGCUGCUGCGGGGGCUGAGUGAGAAGGUCACUGAGGUGCUGCGGGACGUGCUGCGGGACCUGUACCGCCUGCUGAAGCACGUGGCCACGGCCGAGCGCGACGCCGCCACGGUGCUGCACGCACAGCUGGCCCUGGAGGAGCUGGACGCUGCCAUGAGGAGGGUCCUGUUCCCCCCGCAGACGCUGGAGAAGAAGAUCGUGGUGCUGCCGUAGCGGGGCUGAGCCCGUGGAAAUGAACUGUUCCUCUCUGGGGUCAGGCCGUGCCCUCCAGGGCUCGCCGUGCCCUCCAGGAUGCCGCUGGCGGUGUCGGAUGGGAGGGGAGCCUCGCUGGCACGAGGUGUGGGAUUAAACUGAGACGUGCUCAGCCCUGUGUCCAUGAUGUCUGUGGGGCCACGCAAAGCUCACGGGUGCCAUCAUGUUCGUGUCCCAGACCCUGUGUCCUGUGGAAGGGUGGGCAUCGCCCCCAGGGUGAGCGCUGGCGUGGGCAGGCAGCUGGCAGCGCCAGUGCUUCAGGCUCCCUUUGGCCAGGCAGCUCCAAAUGUGUGGCUGUUCCCAAGGGGAGUCAGGAGGGAGGGGGGCACUGCUGUCUGUACCCCCAGAGGGGAAUUCUGUGUCCCCUCCUUGGCACUACUCACACCACAAGAAUGCUGAAGAGUCUGGGGGCUCCUGCACCACAGGGUGUGAGCAUGGGCCCCUCUGGUGUGGCACCAAGAGCCCCUCCAUGCUGAGGAGGGGCUAAGAGACCCUGCAGGGUACCUGGCUGGGACCACCACUCGCCACUAUGUGCUCAGGGAUACCCAAACAUCAGAACCACCUCCUUCCAGGCAGGGCAGUCCCCAUGAGUGCUGCAGCACCGUGGGCCCCAUUCCUGCCCCGGGAGCUGCUGCACACCCUCAGUGUGGGGGGAGCAGAGGCCUCAGGGACCCAGCUUGGUGGCCCCCUUGCUCCCCUGGCAGCCCAGCCCCACCGUGCACAGCCCCAAGAGCCCAUUUCCCAGCUGCCCUGUGUCCUGACAAGCGUGGGAUGUCCAGCACCCCCCCUUCCCUGCAAGGCUGGGAGUCCUGGCCAUGUCCCCAGCCGGGGUGCUCCUGCUGCAGGGAUCCCCUUUCCCAGCUCCUGGUGCUCGGAGUCUCUGGGCCCAGUCCUGGCAUUACCUCACACCCAGCUCCCAGCACAGCCGGACACGGCUGGGCUGAGAAACCCAAAAGUGCUGAAUUUGAGCCCCGAGUGGAGGCUGUGCCUCCUGCAGACUCAGAAUGGCCCCUCCGGGAGCUGGCUGUCCCCUGCCGUCAGGCCGGCGCAGGGA